UCUCCGACCGCUUCUUCCGCCCGACCUGGGAGAGCUGCCAGGCCUGUCUCGGCUUCAGAAAUGCUGCGCGGCGAACAAGCGGCUGGGGAAGCAACAGGUAAUAAACCAGUAUUGGAAGAACAGAUCCAAAUACACGAUGAGUUCACCAGCAUUUGUGGAGCACCUACUCAGGUCUUAAAAUGUGGCCCUUGGAAAAAUCUCUUUGAAAAUGGAACUGUUCCAAGACUCUUAUUUUUAGUCAUCCCAGGCAAUCCAGGAUUGGCUGGCUAUUACCGGACAUUCAUCCAAGCUUUGUACUGUGACCUAAGUCAGCAGUAUCCAGUAUGGGUUGUAAGUCAUGCAGGACACUGUAAAGUCCCUCAUGACUUGGAAGUUGUGGAAGACACAGAUGUUAAAGAACUGGAUGAUGUCUUUGGACUUUGUGGACAAAUUGAACACAAACUGAACUUCCUCCGAAAGAACGUACCCCAGGACAUGAAGCUUGUGCUCAUUGGCCACUCAAUUGGUUGUUAUAUUGUUCUUGAAAUGAUGAAGCAAGCACCAGAACUGGAGGUCCUCCGUUGUAUGAUGCUCUUCCCUACAAUCGAGCGAAUGGCACAGUCCCCACAAGGCAGGAUCAUGACACCCUUCCUCUGCCAGUUUCGUUACCUUGUCUACAUGCCAAUAUACCUAAUGACACUUCUCCCAGAAAAAAUCAAAAGAUCCGUGGUGCGCUUUGUGCUACGAGGACUGAAAUUCCGUGAUGAACCUUCAGUAAUGGCUUCUUUAGAUCUGACUGAAAUGGAUUGUGUUGCAAAUGUCAUGUACUUGGCAAGUCAAGAGAUGAGGACAGUUGUGAAGAGAGACAGCAGUACCAUAAGACAGCACUUAAAUAAGCUGACUUUUUACUAUGGAGCUACAGACCUGUGGUGCCCUGUGCAAUACUAUGAAGAGAUGAAGACAGAGUUUCCAGAUGGAGACAUCCGAUUGUGUGAAAAAGGAAUCCGACAUGCUUUUGUUCUUGAAGCCAGCAAGGAUGUGGCUGCUAUGCUUACUGAGUGGGUACAGGAUGAUCUAGCCAGACUGUAAACGGGGAAGCAAUGGAUAAAAUGGACAAUUGUGAGAUGUUGCCUGUUUUGUGAACAUGCAGAUGUACUUGAGAAGGUUUGCUCCCCUAA
Molecule: messenger RNA, 1157 nt
Organism: Heteronotia binoei (common prickly gecko)
Lineage: Eukaryota; Metazoa; Chordata; Lepidosauria; Squamata; Gekkonidae
Gene: LDAH
Product: lipid droplet associated hydrolase
Exons: 7
Coding region: 61-1068 (335 amino acids)
Biological process (GO): lipid storage
Cellular component (GO): lipid droplet
Molecular function (GO): lipase activity
Source: RefSeq, a predicted model, not a curated record